Molecule: messenger RNA, 4167 nt
Organism: Xyrauchen texanus (razorback sucker)
Lineage: Eukaryota; Metazoa; Chordata; Actinopteri; Cypriniformes; Catostomidae
Product: golgin subfamily A member 1-like
Exons: 23
Coding region: 325-2919 (864 amino acids)
Cellular component (GO): Golgi apparatus
Source: RefSeq, a predicted model, not a curated record
CUGAAGAUUACGUGGUGAAAUGAGUUAGCUAGAUAGCCCGACAAAAAGGCACACACAUAUGUAUCAUCCACAAGGAUAUUCCCGGAUUAACGUUUAACGUUAGAUAUUAAUUUAAUCAGUUUUGGCGGAGUUCAUGAAGGUUUCAAGGGUCAAAGCAGCAGACUGUGACACCAGAAUGAGCUCGUCCUAUCCUGUGUACGAAACUUGUUCGGCAUUACGAAGUCCCUAAAGCGUCUCAUGCUAUUGGAGACAAUCGGAGAGAACCAGUCAAGUGAUCACAUAUUGAACCUUAAAAACGCAAACGUACCCUAAACCCCUACAGUGAUGUUCGCAAAGUUGAAGAAGAAGCUGGCAGACGAGGGAGCCUCUGCCCCCCGAUCCGGUCGCAUUCCCCGUUCCAUGAGCAAAGAGUCCAUCACUUCUAUCGGGGCAGAUUCAGGGGAUGACUUUGCAUCUGAUGGCAGCAGCUCCAGAGAUGAUCCCUCAUCCCAGAUUCAGCGCAGAAAUGAUCAUAUACGAAAGCUGGAGGCCAAACUCUCAGACUACGCUGAGCAACUUCGGCUAAUGCAGAAGACCAAGGAGAAGCUUGAGAUUGCAUUAGAGAAGUAUCAGGAUUCAUCCAUGCGGAAACUUCAGGACCAGAAUGAAGUCUUCCAGUCUAACAGAGCCAAGAUGGCAGAAGGCAUGGCGUUAGCAUUAGAGAAGAAGGACCAGGAGUGGAUGGAUAAGAUUGCAUCAUUAGAGCAGGAGAAGGCAUCACUGGCUGCUCAGCUAGAAGAGAUGACUGAGCAGAGUUUAAGUCUCUUCCAGAAGAGAGAUGACCUGGAUGAACUGGAAGGCUUUCAGCAGCAGGAGCUAGCCAAAGUCAAACACAUGUUGUUAAGACGAGAGGAGCAGCUGAGUCAGCGGGAGAAAGAGCUCAAACUGAGAGGAGAGGAGCUGAACACAGCGAGACUGACCCUGAGUCACACCCAAGACAAACUGUAUGAGCUGGGAGAAGAACACGAGGAGAUGUGUCAGCUCAACUCACAGCUACAGGCCCAGAGGGAUGAGCUGUUGAGUGAGAGAGCAGAGGCACAGAGAAGAGUACUGGAGCUGGAGAGGAGAGAACAAGAGUUACAGCAGCUGAUCCAGCAGGUGUCAGAGGAUUUCCAGAAGGCAAAAAGUCACACAAAAGCACUACAGAAGUCAAUGGAGCAUCUCCAGUCUGAACACAAUACACUGAAACUACAGCAUGAACAACACAAGAAAAAGACUGCAGUGACAGAGGAGGAGCGAGAGCGUCUGUUGGCUGAUCUGCAAGAGAAAGCUGCCUCCUUAGAAAGGAAACUAGAGGGGAACCUCUCUGAAGAUGAACAUCUACAUGAACUGCUAAAGGAGAAAUCUUCAUUAGAGCAGAGGUUAGAAGAGGCCAGGGGAGAGCUGCGAGAGGAGAGAACCAAUCACACCACAGCAGUCAGCUCACAAGAGGCCCAGAUCUCUCGGCUGAACGCUAAUAUCACAGAUCUCCAGACACUGCUGAAGCACAAAGACGACUCAUCCAAGGCUUACAGGGAGAGGACAGAUGCACAGAUAUCUGAUCUGGAGCAGAGGCUUACUGAUUGCUUUGAGAUGAUGAAGAGUUUGGAACAGCAGCUUGCAGAAAGUGAAACGCAUGCAGAAAAACUGCAGGUGGAAUGGGCAGAGGAGAGAGAGAGGCUACAACAGCAGGUCUCGACACAGAGACAGAGAGGCCUGGAGAAAACAGCCAAACUAGAGGAAGAACUUCUUUCACAACAGAAGGAGAGAGAAACCGAGGUCAACCAACAUCAGGACAGCAUGCGGUUACUGGAAGAAGAAAAGGCUUCACUGUUGAAAAGCAAAGCUGAAAAUGAGAGCACUGUAGGAAGACUAACUGCAGAACUGGAGCAGUCCAGAGCGGAGUUAAGUAGCAGACAGACUGUAAGUGUUGAGAUUGCCAAAGCUCUGGAGGAAACACGAAAACAGAGGGAGGAGCUUCAACAAAAGGUCAGCAAAAUGGCAGAGUCUCUUGAGAGGGCGGAACAAGAAGUGAAUCGACUCUCUAAAGUGUUAGGGAUGAAGGAGGAGGAGCUAAACAGUCUGAAGGAAGAUCUGCAGGUGGCCCGUAGCAGUCUGUCCUCUCUGCAGGCUGAGUGUGAAUCUCGUCAUUUGGAAGCAGAGGAGAGAGAGAGAGAGCACAACUCUCAGCUGACGUCACUUCAGCAGGAAGUCCUCACUAAAACACAACAGCUCACCUCUUACCAAUCACGGGUGUCUGAUCUUGAGGGUGAGGUGAUUAGUUUAACAGCACAGUCGCUUGCAGACAAAUGUGAGAGUGAACACAACGGGGCGGUUACAGUAAGUGAUCUGGACCAGCUGCAGAAAGUCAACAAAGACCUGGAGCAACAAUUGGCUGAAAAGAACAAGACAAUAAAACAGCUACAGCAGAGGCUUGCAGAACUGAAGAGGACAUUACAGAAAGAGCUGAAACUGAAACCAGAUCCUGACUCUGAAAAGGAGAGACUCCAGGAAGGGAGGCUGGAAAGAUCGGCUGAUAAGCCAGCCUCAGAGACGCCCACCCCAGCCACCGGUCCAGCUCCAGCCCCAGGACUCACUCAAACCUCAGGCCUGCCUCCCAUCACGUCAAACACCACCGUCAUCAAUAGUUCAGACCUCACAGACACACGAGAGAUCAACUUUGAGUACCUCAAACAUGUGGUGCUGAAGUUCAUGUCAUCCAGAGAGGCAGAGGCCUACCAGCUCAUCAGAGCCAUAUCUGUACUCCUGCAUUUCACACAUGAGGAAGAGGACAUGCUCAAACAGACACUGGAGUACAAGAUGUCAUGGUUUGGUUCCAAGCCCACACCCAAAGGUAUCAUACGGCCUUUCAUCUCAGGAACCUCCACAAGCUGGAGCUGAGAGACAGAAACAGGAAGAGAAAGAGGAAAAAGUGGGAAGAGAACAAUAGUUGAAAUGAGCAGUUUCAUUUUGUCUCAACAGUUCCUGUGUAGCUCAUCAUACCCUCUAAAUAAUGGGAGACGAUGACAACAACAACUAAAAAGCUCUCCAGUUUUCACUUUUAAAAUAUUGCAGGGAUUGGAAACUAAAUACUUUAUGGAUGGACAUUUUCUUUGUGAAUAGAGACUUUACUCAUAAGUAAUAGUGAAAUGAUGUUUCGCAUCAUCUGUCUUGAAUAUAUGUACGGUGGUGCAUCUGCUCUGACGACGAGCAUCAGACAUGAGAACAUUAAUGUGCAGAUGGUUAAAUCUGCUUUCAGUAUCUACCACAGCUAUUUCCAGCAUCCUUCAACUGGAUAACACCUUGCAACACAGAAAUCGAUUAUUUUUCAUUCACUUUUUGGAAUACAUAACUAAGAACUGACUGUGUGAAGUCAUGGUUGGAUAAAUUAUUUACACUACUCCAUUUCAGUGGUACAGAAUAUUAGUUUUGCCCAGUGCUGGACGUCAGCGAAAAUCACGAGUGGGAUAACGUCCUAUACUGUCAUGACUUUUUAAUCUGCCUUGUGUAUGUGGAAAAUACAAUUAUGUACAUUCCAUACAAGUAUUUAUAUAUGAUUACCUGUAUAUAAUUGAUGAAAAGAUUUAUAAAUCAGUGGAUAUGCAAGUUCUUUUUUUUCUGUUUAUCAUAUACAUGCAUUGGUCCUCAGAACUGUUUGUGAAUUUGUGUGUGAAUGAGAGAGAUGUUUCACUGUGGGCUUGAAACUGUAACAUAAAGGCAAAUAUGCAUAGACUGGAAAAAAAAACAUAGAUGCCUUUAUGCUUUGAUUGUACAUUGGAUUUUGAGUGUAUACUAAAGCAUUUGAGUACACUUGAAUCCUUAACAUUCAAGGAUAAAAUACUAUGGACUGCUAUUAUAUUUCCCUGAGAAACAUGUCGUUAGAAAUAUCUUUGCUUUUUAUCUGUGAAGACUGAAUGUAGUUAUUGGUCAAAAACAGUUUUUUUGCUGACAGAACAAUCGAAUUUGUGUGUUUUAACACUUUUUAAGACCACAUCAGCACUAAGAUUAAACACUUUGAAUGAUGCAACACAGCGUCUUAUAAUGAAAACAGCCUUGAAUAUCUGUGCAAAUGUUGGAUAUUUCUUUUGUUAUUUUUUAUUUUUUUUAAAGAUGGAUCCCAAAGAAUUUAACUGUUGUACUGUUGUGUGU